CAGAUUUCUUGACAGGAUGGAGGUAGGGAUGAUUUCCUUCUUAAAUAUAUGCAGAGAAGCUGGUCUGGGAAUAAAGGCAGAUGUGAGAUGUGGGAGUCUUCCAACUAUAGGUCCAGGAAGGAUUCAAAAGGAAAACACAGGUACAGAAAUGUAUGUAUCACCCUCUCCCUUUCAGCAGCCCUGUUUAUGUCCGUGUGUUACAACUCAGGAAUGCUUUGAGAAGCACAGCCAUGCCUGAAAUGCAGCAGAGCUGGGAGUUCGAUGCCUUCGAUGCUGGAAAUAUCCUGACUGCUCACAAGGUGUUCUGUGCCCAGCUCUGCCACCCCUCCUGGCAGAGCACCUGGCAAAUCCCUACAUCCCCAUGGACUUUGACAGCAUAGGAAUGCAUUUUCAGGGCAGCAUCCCACUGGAAUCCAAAGCAAUCUCCUUCUGCUGCCUCCCUCUCCUAAAUUCUGAUACUUUCUUCUGCUGGCACCUAUUAAAUAAAACAUGGAUUCUUUUUAUUUUUUGCAAUUAAAAUAUGGUGACUGUUAACAUCUACUUUGUAAGUUUCUGCAGGCGAGGCAGACCCUAGCUGUGCAGAACUGAAAGAGAAACACAGGAACCAUCUGCACAACUUAAAACAAGCUUCCCUCCUACUGGCUCACAAACUGAAGGUACAGUAAGCAGUCCAGGCAAAAAGCAAUUUCAGUGCUGCUAUCAGAGGUUAAAAAAUAAAGCGAAAUACAAAUUGCUGGCUAUCCAAGGACACAGGUGUGUUCAGGCCAUAAUUGGCAUCAGCUGGUUCUGCAGCAGGUUUAUAAAACCCAUGUGGCUGCAAGGGAGAGGUGCAAAGCUUUAUUUACUGUUUGUUAAUGCUAUAUUAGUGCUGGUGGUUGCAAAUGCCUUGCUUUGUGCUAGCUGAGGCAAAGAGAAGUGGCUGCAUUCCAAAGGACACAUCAGCUCCAGCAGAAGCAGUGGCUGGCAGUGCUGAGUGAGAAGGCCAAGCUAGAGCUUCGGGAAAGCCAGAGGUCUUUGAGUGACCUGUUUCAGAACGAUUUAAAGCUGUGCAGUAGCUCCAAAGGCAGUGAUUCCCCUGCGCCGAAGCUGGACCAUGCAGAGCAAAGAUGGGCAGGACACCAGCCUGCAGGUGACAGCACAGCUGGCAGUAAUGAAGAGAUGCAUUCCCUGAAACAAUUUCCAUUGAAUAUGGAGAGAGAGCGGAGCCUGAUGGACUCCAAAACUGUGGGAGAAAGGAAAUCUCUGGGAGGAAGGAGUUCAUUUGGCUCAGCCCUUCAUGAAGGAUCUCUGCCAGCAGAGGACAGGGAGCCAUUGCAUGGCCACCAAGGCCUGAACCUGCUCUCAGCUCCAAUAGAGCUGCCCCAUCCCUGCACAGCAGAUGGCUCUGGGGACAGCAGUGACCAGGACAGCCAGUGCAGUGAUGCUGGCCGGCACUAUGGAUGUUCCAGCUCCUUCUGCUGCUUCAGCCUGGCCAUAGCAGAGCAGUGCCUGAGGGGAGAGGAGCUUCGUGGCCGCCACCAGGCCGCCCUCUUGGAGCUGCGCAGGGGAGCUGUGAGGGAUAAAGCCAGAGCUGAGCUGGCCUGGCUGGGUCACCAGAGGCGCUGUCUGGAACUCCUGCAAGACACUGAGGGAGCCUCUGCCAUGGCUGAGAAGCAGCGCAAAGUCCUAACAGAGCUGAAACAGGAGCAGGUAGAAAUACAGCACCUGCAAAAUAUCUACAGGGCGGCCCAUCAGGAGAGGAAACUCUUAUUAAAGCAACAAAGAGAAAUCUUAAUGAUACGGCAGUCAACAGCAAAACUCCAGGCAGAACUGCAUCGUCUAACUGGGAAGAAAAAGCCUACCAGGAGCUCAGCAACUGAAGAAGUAAUUAAGCCAAAGAUGAGACAGAUCUCUAAUGCUAUGUUAGGUUCCUCCUUGGUAGAAUCUACAAGGCUUGAUGUGUGUGGGGAUAAACAGAACUGUGUCCAGCUAAAGAACAAACAAAACAAAAAAUAUGAUGGCUUUUCUACCAAGAGUAAGAAAACACUGCUACAAUCCCAGGAACAGACAGGGGAGCCAUUGAGUUUGCAGCAGUCCCUGGGUGCACGAGGUCCUGAUGCAUCUGGAACAGUAGCCAAGAAUGUGUGUGAUGCCACCAGUCAAACCACAGGCAUGGUCUUUAUGAUCAAACAUUCCAUAAAUGCAGGUAAUGAUACCUCAUUCUUAGAAGAUCAAGAGAAUGAACUUGUGACAGUAGAGAAAGCACCCAGGGAGCAGAAAAAUGGCAGAACUUCUAGAGAAGAACAAGACCCGUGUAAUCCAUUUCAGGCAUGUGUCAAGCUUAUGUUUUUCUUACCUGUUUUUUAAUCUUUGCAUAAAGUUUUCAAGGGAGGAAAUCCACAGUAUUGCCUGUCAUGGAGAUAUUGCACUUGGAACUCAGCUUAUACAUAAAGAUGACAUUGUGUUGAAGUUCUGUUGUGCUGUAUUGCCUUAAACCUGGAGCAGUUUCAGUGGCAGCUCACUGGCAUUCUUCAGUUUUCUUGUUUAUUCAGU
Molecule: messenger RNA, 2532 nt
Organism: Phasianus colchicus (ring-necked pheasant)
Lineage: Eukaryota; Metazoa; Chordata; Aves; Galliformes; Phasianidae
Source: RefSeq, a predicted model, not a curated record